GAUGUCCAUCGUAACAAGAUUUGCUUCAUAUUUCAUUAAGAGUAGAGUCAUCAAUUACUCAUGUAAAUCAAUUCUCUAUUGAUUUUUAGUAUAAGUGGAUAGAAUAAUGACUGAAAUGUGUAAGGCAGGGUUCUAAGACCCUGAAGAAGGAUUCUUAGAAAGAGAUCCAAUGAGUUAUUAUGAAUGCAGAUUCUAUUCUCACAUUGCUAGAAAUUGGACACCAAGACUUGAAUCAUUGUAAUUAUUUAUUUAUUCAAUAUAAAUAAAGUGAGAAAGAAUAAUAUGAAUUAGCAAGACAAAAGUUUGUUCAAUUUGAAAACUUAUACUCUUUUAUUUUGGAUUUACAUAGAGCAACUUGGGAAUAUAGAUCACUCUAUUUAGAAUUAACCAAAGAAAUAGCAACUCAUAAUACUUGGUUCAGAAGUGAACAUACAAAUUUAACUUAUGAACAUCAUUUAGAGGAAGCCAUUAAUAAAUAUAUUAAUCUUUUGGAUCAAUUAAAAGAGUAUCCAUUAUGGCAAGAGAGAGUCAAAGAAGAAAUUGGAUAUUAUUUGCAUCUUAUCUACAAUUCUACUACUCAUUCAAGUUAGAGUAAAGAAUUGUUUGCUAAAUUUGUAUUAUAAAUCAUUUAUUUUAGGAUAAAUUAUAUUUCUUCAAAUGAU
This is a messenger RNA of Paramecium pentaurelia, 662 nucleotides long. Lineage: Eukaryota; Ciliophora; Oligohymenophorea; Peniculida; Parameciidae. The record is from the annotation of a GenBank genome assembly.